Molecule: messenger RNA, 3656 nt
Organism: Cyprinodon tularosa
Lineage: Eukaryota; Metazoa; Chordata; Actinopteri; Cyprinodontiformes; Cyprinodontidae
Product: disks large homolog 4-like
Exons: 18
Coding region: 528-2711 (727 amino acids)
Biological process (GO): chemical synaptic transmission; AMPA glutamate receptor clustering; postsynaptic neurotransmitter receptor diffusion trapping
Cellular component (GO): neuron projection; postsynaptic density membrane; neuromuscular junction
Molecular function (GO): kinase binding
Source: RefSeq, a predicted model, not a curated record
GUUUCAGACUUCCCUCUGAUUGGUCCAAUCCUGCUGUGUGUGUUUCAGACUUCCCUCUGAUUGGUCCAAUCCUGCUGUGUGUGUUUCAGACUUCCCUCUGAUUGGUCCAAUCCUGCUGUGUGUGUUUCAGACUUCCCUCUGAUUGGUCCAAUCCUGCUGUGUGUGUUUCAGACUUCCCUCUGAUUGGUCCAAUCCUGCUGUGUGUGUUUCAGACUUCCCUCUGAUUGGUCCAAUCCUGCUGUGUGUGUUUCAGACUUCCCUCUGAUUGGUCCAAUCCUGCUGUGUGUGUUUCAGACUUCCCUCUGAUUGGUCCAAUCCUGCUGUGUGUGUUUCAGACUUCCCUCUGAUUGGUCCAAUCCUGCUGUGUGUGUUUCAGACUUCCCUCUGAUUGGUCCAAUCCUGCUGUGUGUGUUUCAGACUUCCCUCUGAUUGGUCCAAUCCUGCUGUGUGUGUUUCAGACUUCCCUCUGAUUGGUCCAAUCCUGCUGUGUGUGUUUCAGACUUCCCUCUGAUUGGUCCAAUCCUGCUAUGAUUGUUUCAGACAUCCAGGAGUUUUACGAGCUGACUGUUUGUGAGAACCAGACGUCUUGCAGCCCAAACACACCUGGUCAGAAGUACCGUUACCAAGACGAUGAGACUCCACCUGUGGACCCCAGCCCUGGUCACAUGACCAUUGGACGCAGCGCUGAGCUGAGCCACGCACACCUGGACGGAUACACACACCCAGCAGCACUCACCAUGAACGGAUCCGAGGGAGAGCUGGAGUACGAAGAGAUCACGCUGGAGAGGGGGAACUCUGGACUGGGCUUCAGCAUCGCAGGAGGAACCGAUAAUCCUCACAUCGGGGACGACCCGUCCAUCUUCAUCACCAAGAUCAUCCCUGGAGGAGCUGCUGCCCAGGAUGGACGCCUCAGGGUGAACGACAGCAUCGUUUUCGUGAACGACGUGGACGUGCGAGAAGUCUCUCACUCAUUGGCUGUGGAGGCCCUGAAGGAGGCGGGGCCUGUGGUCCGACUCUACGUCCUGAGGCGCCGCCCCCCCACUGAACGCAUCAUGCAGGUCAAACUGAUGAAGGGACCCAAAGGUCUGGGCUUCAGCAUAGCGGGCGGAGUGGGGAACCAGCACGUUCCUGGAGACAACAGCAUCUACGUCACCAAGAUCAUCGAAGGCGGAGCGGCACACCGAGACGGACGGCUGCAGAUCGGAGACAAGAUCCUGGCUGUGAACCACAUGUCUCUGGAGGACGUCCUGCAUGAAGACGCCGUGGCGGCCCUAAAGAACACCGGAGAGGUGGUUUACCUGAAGGUGGCCACCCCCACCUCCCAGUACAUCCACCAGGUGGACCGGUACAGCCCCCCGGACCUCACCAGCUGUAGUGUCUCCGUUUGUCCUGCAGCCUACAUGGAGCCGGACUACAUGUGUGAUUACCCACAAGCCCUGCCGCCCCCCUCGCCCCGCCGCUACUCCCCCAUCCCCCGCGGCAUCAUGGGGGAGGAUGACUACUCCAGGGAGCCCCGCAGGGUCUGCAUCCAGAGGGGGUCCACGGGUCUGGGCUUCAACAUCGUGGGGGGGGAGGAUGGAGAGGGCAUCUUCAUCUCCUUCAUCCUGGCGGGAGGUCCGGCUGACCUGAGCGGGGAGCUCCGCAAAGGAGACCAGAUCCUCAGCGUGAACGGGGUGGACCUCAGGUACGCCACCCAUGAGCAGGCUGCAGCAGCCUUGAAGAACGCCGGGCAGACUGUGACCAUCGUAGCUCAGUACCGACCCGAGGAGUACAGUCGCUUUGAGGCAAAGAUCCAUGACCUGAGGGAGCAGAUGAUGAACAGCUCAUCAGGCAGUCUGAGGAACAACAGAACCUUCUACGUCAGGGCCCUGUUUGACUACGAUAAGCAGUGGGACUGUGGCGUCCUGUCACAGGCUCUGGACUUUAACUUUGGGGAGGUCCUCCAUGUGAUUGACAGCGCUGAUGACGAAUGGUGGCAGGCUAGAAGACUCAACCAGCAGGGGGAGCUGGAGGAGCUGGGCUACAUCCCCUCCAAACACAGGGUGGAGAGGAAGGAGUGGUCCCGCAUGAAGAGUAAAGGUAGAGAAGGUUUCAUCCACAGCUAUGAACUCGUCACUCAGAUUGAAGUGGACUACGCCCGUCCUGUCAUCAUCCUGGGACCGACCAAAGACCGGGUCAACGAUGACCUGCUGUCUGAGUACCCGGAUAAGUUCGGCUCCUGUGUGCCUCACACCACCCGCCCCCGCAGAGACUACGAGAUGGACGGCCGGGACUACCACUUUGUGUCGUCACGGGAACAGAUGGAGCGGGACAUCCAGUCCCACCGCUUCAUCGAGGCGGGACAGUACAACAACCACCUGUACGGGACGUCGGUGCAGAGCGUCAGACAGGUGGCGGAGCAGGGUAAACACUGCAUCCUGGACGUCUCAGCCAACGCAGUGAGGAGGCUCCAAGCCGCUCACCUCCAUCCAAUCGCCAUCUUCAUCCGACCUCGAUCCCUGGAGAACAUCCUGGACCUGAACAAGCGCCUCUCAGAGGACCAGGCGAGGAAAGCUCUGGAUCGAGCCAUCAAGCUGGAGCAGGACUUCCUGGAGUGCUUCACAGCCAUCGCUCAGGGCGACAGCUUCGACGAGGUCUACCACCAGGUCAAACUGGUCAUCGAGGAGCAGAGCGGACCCUACAUCUGGGUUCCUGCUCGGGACAGACUCUGAUUGGCUGUCUCCAUGGUAACCUCUGUGACCAUCCACUCUGCCUCCUCUUCCUCUUGCUGCUGUGGGCGGAGCUACCCAACAUGGAUCGUUUUUCACUUUUGUUUCUACGAGAAGAUGACGAGCGAGCUCAGUGAUUGCAUGAAUGCUGUAACCAUGGCGAUCACAUCCCUGUCAGUUGGUCCACAGACCGACUGAGCGGGAGAAAAAUCCAGAAUCAUCAGAAAAUAACGAAGCAGAGACUGUAGAGUUCAGCUCCUAUUGAAGUAUUUAUAGCAACAUAUUUAUUUAUUGAUUGAUCUAUUUAUUUAUUAAUAAUUUAUGUGACGUGAAAAUGGUGUGUGCGUGUGUGAGAGUCUGUGUGUAGUGUACAUAAAGACGUGUGUGACUGUAAAUAAAACCAAGGGGCUUAAACACACAGUCUAUUCAGGGCUUCAACUAUCACACAACCGAUGGACUACAACACCUCCCUAAGGACUACAACACCCACAGUCAUCGUCCUUUAGGACUACAACACCUCCUUUAGGACUGCAACACCCACAGUCAUCCUCCUUUAGGACUACAACACCUCCUUUAGGACUGCAACACCCACAGUCAUCCUCCUUUAGGACUACAACACUUCCUUUAGGACUACAACACCCACAGUCAUCGUCCUUUAGGACUACAACACUUCCUUUAGGACUGCAACACCCACAGUCAUCCUCCUUUAGGACUACAACACUUCCUUUAGGACUGCAACACCCACAGUCAUCCUCCUUUAGGACUACAACACUUCCUUUAGGACUGCAACACCCACAGUCAUCCUCCUUUAGGACUACAACACUUCCUUUAGGACUACAACACCCACAGUCAUCGUCCUUUAGGACUACAACACCUCCUUUAGGACUACAAAACCCACAGUCAUCCUCCUUUAGGACUACAACACCUCCCUUAGGACUACAACACGUC